Messenger RNA from Phlebotomus argentipes, 1880 nucleotides. Its product is annotated as zinc finger protein 320-like. Gene Ontology annotation, cellular component: nucleus. Lineage: Eukaryota; Metazoa; Arthropoda; Insecta; Diptera; Psychodidae. The record is from RefSeq and is a predicted model, not a curated record. The transcript is spliced from 3 exons. The coding region runs from base 84 to 1868 and encodes 594 amino acids. Gene Ontology annotation, molecular function: zinc ion binding.
AAAUAAGCGGUUUUCGCGUUUUGCACCAGAGAAGAAAAUUUCUAAAUUUUCACUAAGUUUCUGCAAUAUAUUAAGCAAACGACAUGCGGAAGUCAAGGCAAAAUCCUCCAAAACCUGUGUGCAUAGUUGAUGGAUGUUCUACGACGUCUGUCACUGGAGAUUUUAGUCAGAGCAAGAAAAUCUUUUUCCACAAGUUUCCCAAUAAACCAAGCAAGAGGGAAGAGUGGAAGAGAGCACUGAAUGUGAAGAGUGUCACUAAAAAGAGCCUUGUUUGCUAUAAACAUUUCAAUGCAGAGGAUUACAAGGAGAGCAGUUCACGACUUACAAGAAAUGCUGUUCCGCACCUCGGCUUAUCUAGCAGCAGCAGCAGCAGUGGAAGUCUUAAUCUCGAGAUCUCAGUGAAGGAAGAGAUCAUCUCAAAUAGUGACGAAGUUUGUCGCUUCUGCGUUGGCAAUACAUUGGAUUAUUCCUCAAUUUUCCAGGAUGAUCUUCACGAAACCCUGAAAUCUUGUUUUGGAUUGAUGAUUCAGAAGAUGGACAACUGGCCAAAGUUCAUCUGCCAGCAAUGCUUGGACUCCGCGAAGGCUUGCAUAGACUUUAUGUCGAGAGUUCGCGAAAGCGAAAAGUGCCUCAAAGAUCUCUAUGGGGAAUAUAGAUACACUGAAAGCAGAAGAAAGACUGAGAUUAAACCAGAAAUUGAAGUGGUUUACGUGAAGCCUGUGUCUGACAUCAAAGUUGAGAAGGAAGACUUAAAUGAGGAGCAACCAUCGAAGAGAGAGAGUCCUGAUCCGCAAAUUCCGCAAGAAGCUAUCAAACAUGAGGCGAAAGAAACUGAAGAAAUGACUGAGGAGGCUGAUGACCCGGAUCAUGACGCCCAGGAGGAUUUACUGCAGCCUUUGAAUUCCACGGGGAACCUAGAAGACAAAUACAAGAGAAUUGAAGAUUUCUACAAGCUGGAGUGCAAUCAGUGUCCGGAAAAAUUCUCCAAAUUAAAGGAACUUCAGGCUCACUAUCCAGCCGUUCACAAGAGAAAAGCCUACGUUUUUUGCUGCAAAGUGAAGCUGAGUCGCCUUUCCCGGAUGCUUCAGCACAUUGAUUUUCAUAUGAAUCCCGACAUUUUCAAGUGCCAGGAGUGCGGCAAAAAUUUCAAAAAUAAGGUGGGCUUGCAGCUGCACAAAGUGAACAGCCACACACCGCAAGAAAAGCACAUAUUUAAGUGCUCGAAAUGUCCGAGGACUUUCAUGAACAAACACCGACUGGGAAAUCAUUCCUCCACUCAUCUGAAGGAUUCCGAGAAAAAGCAUAUUUGCCUGGAGUGUGGCAAGGCGUUUCCCGCUCGAGCAAAUCUCAGGAUUCACAUCCGAUACGUGCAUGAGGAGUUCUCCUAUCACGUGUGUGAGAUUUGUGCCAAAAUGUUUAAGAACAAAGAGUCCUUCGUGCGACAUCAGAAAGUACACACAGGCGAGAAGGAAGAGACUUUUCCGUGUCCAAUUUGUGGUAAAAUCUUCACCGAGAGGCAGCUGAAGAUUCACAUAAAGCGCCAUAACGAAUCUGACCAGGUGUUUCGGUGUCACAUUUGCGACCGACAGUCAUCGAGCAAAAGCUCCCUAAAUCGACACAUACGAAUUGUUCAUGGCGAGAAGAAGUACAAGUGUAAUCUCUGCGAAAAGACAUUUAACAGGCUCAUCUACUUGAAGGAGCAUGUUGCAACUCACACAUCGAAUCAGAUCCUUUAUUCUUGUCUCUUCUGUCCGAAGUUGUUUAACAGCAACGCAAAUAAGUAUGUUCACCAGAAAAGACAGCAUCCCGAAGAGUAUGAAGCGAUGAAGAAGAAGAAAGCUUUGGAAGGUAUUGUUGCAAUUCCUUAAAGGUUGACUUCU